UCUGGAUCAUACUUAGUUAGUUUCUUCCAACAUCAUUCUCACUGGGUGGUGGAAAGAAAUCAUAGUAAUAAUAAUGACCCUUAAGGGUGGGACAACACAGGCUUGUGCAGCAUGCAAAUUCCAGAGAAGAAAGUGCACACCUGAGUGCGUUUUAGCUCCUUAUUUCCCUGCAGAUCAACCUAAGAUAUUCCUUAAUGUUCACAAACUAUUUGGAGUUAGCAACAUUGUCAAGAUACUUAAAAUCUUGGAGCCUACUCAGAAGAAACCGGCUAUGGAUUCGAUUAUCACGCAAGCUAAUUAUAGAGAUAAGUAUCCGGUGCAUGGAUGUUGGGAGGAAAUUUGCAGGCUACAAUAUCAAAUAUGGAUGAUGGAAGAAGAGCUUCAUGCUGUUUAUCAACAACUUGAAAUGUGUCGACAACAACAACAGUUGCCUCAUGAUGAUGUGACUUCGCAGUUAGAAUUGGGAAUGGGACCACGUUCGUCCAAUGCGCUCGCGCUGUUUAAUAACACUCCGCAGCCACAGAAUUAUAACACAGUGGCUGCUCCUUUGUCUGUGUCUCAACAGCAUUCUUACUCCAACAGCAAUAGUAUGGAUUAUAAUAACUCUCCUCUCUAUAUGGAUUCGAAGGAUAAUGUUACGAAUCCGAAUUUGUGGCUUCAGUGCCCUUACACUAAUAGCAAUGGCAAUUCAAUAACAAUGCAACCUCAUCAGUUGAUUGCCUCAGAGUCACAACAACCACUGUCAUCUGUUCAACAAGGAGUUGUUGAAGAUAAUUAUGAUGAAAUGCAUUCGUUUUUUGAUACGGUUGAUGAUAGGCAAUCAUACAUUUAUUCUAAGGAGGCUUAUGAAUCAAGUUCAGAAGAAUCAUUGAAAGAUACAAGAAAGUGCACUGAGCAUGUUUCUGAGAAUGAACUGAAGAGUGCUGCUGCUUGUUUCAGCCUUACCAGUGUCAACUGAUCAGUACUGUGUUUGCCAUCCUUUCUUCAACAAAAAGAAAAACUGAACUGGGUUUCAUUUUUUCCAUUCCUUCUUGGAUUUUUUUUUGGUAAUCUUGUCAUAGUUGAGUUUCCAAUCAUGCACUUGUCAAUGUAUUAAAUAGAAGCAGAUACCUCUUCAACUGUCUAUCAAAUUUUGUUGGUUAUAUUGAGAAGGCAGAGAAUAAUACCUAGAUAUGACAUUUUCAUCAAUCUGUACUGAUUAUUUGACUGU
Vicia villosa (hairy vetch) is the source of this 1210-nucleotide messenger RNA. RefSeq names its product LOB domain-containing protein 27-like. Lineage: Eukaryota; Viridiplantae; Streptophyta; Magnoliopsida; Fabales; Fabaceae. Bases 74 to 958 code for a protein of 294 amino acids. The transcript has 2 exons. The record is from RefSeq and is a predicted model, not a curated record.